CAGCCUCUGUACCAUACACAAAGCAGAGUGAAUUGUUUCAAGGCUUGCAGCAUACGCUCCUGUUUGUCUGAAAAAAAAAAAUGUAAACAUUCUUUCUGUCUGUGUUGAACCGUGGGUAUUUUUCAUCUGCAUGUUUCAUCUCUAAAUGGUUUGAGCAAAGAGAUGCUCUCUUGAUUCUUUGAGACGGCACAGCAGAGAUGUCACACCAGUGCAGCUGUGUCUAAUUUUAGAGAACAGUCUAAAAGGUGAAGUAAAGGUUUAGGAUAACACAAGAAGACCUUCUCCAAAUUAUAUAACUAAACUACUAACAGUGGUAUAUGGGCCUAACCACUGUGAACUGUUGAACUCCAUCAGGACACUGGAAUUCACACGCAGAAGAAUUUGUACAAGGUGAAUCAGAAAGCUCAUAGAACACAGUGAUGUCUUUCUGGCCCUUCGUAGCAGGAGGAGCAACUAUUAUUAUUUUUCUUCUUGUGGUCACGGUGUGUUGCAUUGUACUUAAACGAAAUAAUCAACCAUAUUAUGCAAACAGCCAGCAGGUUCAAGGUGCCAACAAAGAUCAAAUCAUCUAUGAGAAUGAUCAUGAGUUCAGAAAAAAUAUCUCCAAAGGAAAAAGACAGUUUUCGUCCGUUUACAUUAAUAAGCCUGAAAAUAAGGUUGCAGUUUAUAUGAACAGUGCACAAGAAGAUGAGACGUAUGCAAACUGCACCGACAAUGAUUAUGAAAAUGUGGAGUAGUCUGCUAAGAAGACAUGACUGAAGUUCUUUAAUUCAUCAUUCUCAGUUUUUCAUUCAUUGUCUUUUUUUGCACAGUACUAACUUAAGUGGAUUAAUGAUAAAGGCCAAAUAACCAUUUCAGCCUUAUUCAGGUAACACACAUGAACUGAAAAUAAUCUGUUAUAAUGGAAUGAUCUGUGACCAUUUAGAAUGACAAAACCUGUAGGUCUUUGUAGUCCUCCAGUAUAUUUGCCUAACAUUUUUGUCAAAAAUGACAGUGUCUUCAGUGUCUGAAUAAAAUUUAGCACUUUUGAAAUGGUCCUCUUUGCAAACUCUGUUUAGUAGUGAUGGGUGUCCACAGUUCUGAAUAGUUAUCACAAUUUGAUAACUGUUACGUUUAAUAAUUAACGAAUAAUUUAGCUGCCUACCUCCUUAAUUUACUGUAGCUAUUGUUGUUCUCACUUUUAAUUGAACCGAAUACGUUAAAAUGUAAUCUUAAACGUAAAGCGUCCGUUUUGCCAGGCAGCAUGAUGUUUGUUUACAUGGUUUUCCUAAUUACUCACAGACUCGUUUAUACAAUGUAACCAUAGAAAAGUAAAGUACUAUAUAUCACGUGACAUCGGUAGUGACGUGGACGUACAUUUCCGGAGGUGUGCCACCCGCGAAUGCUGGAAAUAAAACAAAACUGGGACAGAAUUUAAAUGUUAAGCUAUGUAGUGUGGGCGAUUUAUCACAGUGUGACUGCAACCGAGGUGUCUAAUAAAUGGAUAAGUUUGUAACUCGGCACAGAAAAAGAUCUGCUGUUGAGGCAGAUGAAUGGGAAACAGAGGAACCGUUCAAGAAAUACAAAGAGGAAUGUGAGGUGGAAGAGGAGUUUUCUCAGCCCAUCCCCUGGCAGAAGAUUGAGGCAGAGGGAUUGGACUGUGACUACAGUUUGCUGUUUGACAAAGAGGAGGCUGAUCACCUUUUCAACCGGCUAGAAGAGGAGGUGGAGUAUUUUACAGGUGACAAAGCUAAACUACAAGUGUAUGGAAAGUCAUACAGUGUUCCAAGGAAGCAAGCAACAUAUGGCGACAAAGGACUGAUGUACUCUUUCUCUGGAGUCCAUCUCUUGGCUAAACCAUGGACUCCCACUUUGGAACGCAUUCGAGAUGCUGUUACCAGGGCAACAGGCCAUACAUUCAACUUUGUUUUGAUAAACAGAUAUAAUGAUGGUCACGAUCACAUUGGAGAGCAUCGGGAUGAUGAACGGGAACUCGAUCCUGCCUGCCCUAUUGCCUCUGUAUCUCUAGGGGCUGCCCGUGACUUCAUUUUCCGUCAUAAGGAUGCACGUACUGGUUCUAGCAAACUUCAGAUUAAGCCUGUGAAGCUGGAGCUGGCUCACGGGAGUCUACUGCUCAUGAACUAUCCCACAAACACAUACUGGUAUCACAGUCUUCCAGUCAGAAAAAAGGUCAAAAUGCCACGCAUCAACCUCACUUUCAGACGCAUACUGAAAAACCGACAAAAAAACUGCCAUUAAAAUGGAGUGAUUGUUCUUUUAGCAUCUCACCAGGUAUUCCUGUGGGUCAUGUUAGUGUUUAUUUCACAACAUGUGUGAAAGCUGUGUAAAAAGCCAGUGAGCAUUUCUCACAUUAUCACUUCUGCAAUGAAUCCUUGUUGGUUUUUAACACAUUCAGAUUCUUGCACACUACAUUAUCAGUUUCACUUCCUUUUCACAUCUUCAUGUUAUGAUUUAGUCUUCACAUUUUAUGAUUCAUUUGUCGUUAAACUAGUCUUUAAACUCAUGUCCAGUAAAAUUUGUACUGUGAUCUCAGAAAAUCAAGCUUCAAGCUCAUCAGGUUUGAUGUUUGGCAACAAAAUGCACUUUCAAGAGCAUUCAAAGGAAAUAUUUUCUUUUAUUUGUUUUUUUUUUUUGUUGUUUUUUAGAAAACCAAUAAACUACAUGUGGAAUAAAUAGGUUAGACACAACCAUACUUCUGUACAAGACAUUUCUAUUAUAUACUGGGAAAAAAACAAACAAAAAAAACAAUAUGGUCCCAACGAAUACAUUUUGCGAAAGGUUUCAAAGAUUGAACUACAGAAGGCAAUAGUUUGGCGAAAUACUGUGGCAAAAACAUAAGGGUAGCAAAAACGUAAUCGUAUAAAUAUAUACAUUUUAUUUUUCAAGCAUACGUAACAGAGUAAUUUCGAGAAAGUCAUACUUAGUGUUUACAUUCCAGCACUGCUGGACUGAGUAUGAGGUAUUCGCACAGCUGUCUACCCAUAACCUGCCUGUGUUACAAUCUAAUCAAUGUCACGUUUUUCCUUGGACGACGACACAUGCGGUCAGUACAGUUGCUGCUGAAAGAAACAGUAAUUUGUGAAUUUCAUGUAUCAAAAUUAUGCUAUUAUUGUAUCCCUUGUGUAUGUUGGAAGGUUGUAGUGCUGUUGAAAUGGCAACCAGCAUUUCAAAGCUUGGUUUGAACACCACAGUUUAACUUGAACAUUAGUGAAAUCAACAGUUGUGGGUUACUUGACUUUGGGAAAAAAAAAAAAUUAAAGCGAGACACUCAAGUGUGGGCACUUGGAGAAUUGUGUAGACAGACAAGACAAAAAAAAAAAAAAAGCAUUCCUUUUCUCAGUAACACAAAUGUACUCAACCAAGCAGGGCCUAUGCUACAAGCUAUGGUCUUCACAGGAGAAGUUGGAUAACUUGUGACUAGUACCAUUUGCAUUUUUUUAUAUUUAGCUACUUAUGGUGAAAUCUCACUAAACUACAGCAGCAGAAAUCAGUUAUUUCAGCGUGAUUUAAAAAACAGUGUGUUGACCUUCCUGAGUGAACAAGAAAAGGUGAGUGAUACAAUUUUUUUAAAAUCGCAAAUGGCAGUUGGUAUCAAUGCCAAUUUGGAAAAACUAUGGCAGUUCCAGUGCCGUUUCAUUUGACGAUACUGAUCUUAGUAAAAGAAAUAGCACGUAGUGAUUGUAGGGUAGCAUGAACUGUUUUAGGAUCAGUACAAUAUCUCACAGCUUGAUUCAUUACCCUUACUCAUACAAUGAUGAUCCCGACAUGCCCUCCACACUAAAAAUGACCACAAGAGACAGGUUUUCUGGAUUAAAGUGAAUAGAUGGUAGUAGGGAAGAGUGUAGAACUGAAGAAAACCUCCUAUGUUGUGAUGUGUUUCAGGAUAAGAGAUGGGGAUC
Messenger RNA from Onychostoma macrolepis, 3899 nucleotides. It is a transcript of the gene alkbh2, whose product is annotated as alkB homolog 2, alpha-ketoglutarate dependent dioxygenase. Lineage: Eukaryota; Metazoa; Chordata; Actinopteri; Cypriniformes; Cyprinidae. The record is from RefSeq and is a predicted model, not a curated record. Gene Ontology annotation, biological process: DNA repair. The coding region runs from base 1480 to 2238 and encodes 252 amino acids. The transcript is spliced from 10 exons.